Molecule: messenger RNA, 1611 nt
Organism: Ambispora gerdemannii
Lineage: Eukaryota; Fungi; Glomeromycota; Glomeromycetes; Archaeosporales; Ambisporaceae
Source: the annotation of a GenBank genome assembly
AUGUUAGAAGUAAAAAGACAAGGAAUAGCGGAAGAAGUAAUUACCAAUAUUCAGGCUUAUUUAACUGAUGUUCAAAGAGAUAUUGCGGGAAGUAUCCACAUUGAAUUAAACUGGCAUAAGAAAAUUGGAGAAGAAAUUAAUCAGCAGGCGGAAAGAAUUGUGGAAAAUGAGCUGGAUUUACCAGCCAAUAAAUUAAAGGCCAACAACGUCAAUAUUCAUAAAGAUAAAUUCCGAAUUGAGAAAUUAUUAAGUGAAUUGCAGUUGUUAGAAAAAAUUACUGACGAAAUUCCCCAGGCUAUUUAUCAACAAAAAUCAGCCGAAAUCAAAAAUUCUUCCCAAGCUCUCCAAAAUUAUUUAGCAACUCAUCAACAGGUUGAGGAGAUUUUAGAUUUGUCCCAAAAAGCCAUCGUUAGUAAGCAGAUAACCCAGUUAGAAGAGGCGGAAAAGAAAUUGUCUUCAUUAUUGGAAGAGGAAAAUCAGGAAAAGAAAAAAAAUAAAAUCCAAGAAUUAGAAAAACAAAUCAAAGAAUACCAAGAAACGCUAAUUCGAUUUUCUGAACAACUUGACCAAAAGGAAACUCAACACAAAGAAACUCAAACCACGGAAGAAGAAAAUCAACAAGUGGCACAAUCUGGUUCAGAAAAAGAAAUAGAAAUUGAAUUAGUCAAAUUGGAACUAAUAAAUGAUAGUAAGGAAUUGCCGUUUGAGAUUAAAGAUGAGGUGAAUAUUAAUGAGGAUACACGUUAUCGUUAUCGUUAUCUCGAUUUACGUCGCCCUAUUAGCAAAAAUUUACUUCUUGUUAAGGAUAAAUUUUGCCACGAGUUAAGGAAUUUUCUUCACAAAAAAGAUUUUGUUGACGUCGAAACGCCAAUUUUGGCUCAAAGUUCUCCGGAGGGCGCCAAUUGUUUUCUUGUUCCUUCCAGUAUCAAAGAACGUUAUUAUACUUUGCCUCAGUCUCCCCAAAUUUUUAAGCAGUUAUUAAUGGUUGGUGGGUUCAAUAAGUAUUAUCAAAUUGCCAAGAGUUUCCGGAAUGAGGAUGCCCGCAGUAAUCGGCAAAUUGAGUUUUCGCAAUUGGACUUAGAAAUGAGUUUUGCCACCGCAAAAGAGAUUAUGUCAUUAACAGAAAAACUUUUAAAGCACGUUUUGAAAAAAACUUUCAACCAUGAAAUAAAAACACCUUUUCCUUCUCUAACUUACCAGGAAAGCAAAAAAUAUGAAAGUUUUCGACACCCUUUUACUAUUCCCCAAAAAAAAUAUAUCAAACCUUUGCUAAAUAAUAAAAUCGACCCAGAAAGAGUAAUUGGUGAAGCCUUUGACUUAGUGUGUAAUGGUGAAGAAAUUUUGAGCGGCAGCAUCCGUAUUCACCAAGCCGAAUUGCAAGAAAAAGUAUUAGAAAUUUUAGGUUACAAUAAAGAAGCCAGAGAAAAAAAUUUUGGUUAUUUUUUGCGAGCCUUAGAAUUCGCUGCCCCUCCUCAUGGUGGAAUUGGGCUGGGAAUUGACCGUUUAUUAACUGUAAUAUUAAAUACUAAUAACUUAAAAGAGUUAAUUGCUUUUCCGAAAAAUAUUGAUGGGACUUGUUCGUUAACCGGAGCACCUAACUUGUUGAAUUAG